This is a messenger RNA of Kogia breviceps (pygmy sperm whale), 1729 nucleotides long. RefSeq names its product dol-P-Glc:Glc(2)Man(9)GlcNAc(2)-PP-Dol alpha-1,2-glucosyltransferase. Gene Ontology annotation, biological process: dolichol-linked oligosaccharide biosynthetic process; protein N-linked glycosylation. Gene Ontology annotation, molecular function: dolichyl pyrophosphate Glc2Man9GlcNAc2 alpha-1,2-glucosyltransferase activity. NCBI's taxonomy places the organism in Eukaryota, Metazoa, Chordata, Mammalia, Artiodactyla, Physeteridae. The record is from RefSeq and is a predicted model, not a curated record. Gene Ontology annotation, cellular component: endoplasmic reticulum.
CCUUCCGGCUAUGCUCAGUUCCCUCCGGCCAGUCCCUCCUUGCGCGCCCAUUUCGAGCCCGAAUGUCAAGCUCGACUCUGGGGACCUGAGAAUCCCGCACAUAUUUUCCAGGACUACAUUCUUGGCUAUGCGGGCAGGAAUGGCGCAGCUGGAGGGUUACUAUUUCUCGGCAGCCCUGAGCUGUACCUUUUUAGUGUCCUGCCUCCUUUUCUCUGCUUUCAGCCGGGCGCUGCGAGAGCCCUACAUGGACGAGAUCUUCCACCUGCCGCAGGCACAGCGCUACUGUGAGGGCCAUUUCUCCCUCUCGCAGUGGGACCCCAUGAUUACUACAUUACCUGGCUUAUACCUGCUGUCAGUUGGAGUGGUCAAACCUGCGAGUUGGAUCUUUGGAUGGUCGGAACAUGUUGUCUGCUCCAUUGGAAUGCUCAGAUUUGUUAAUCUUCUUUUCAGUGUUGGCAACUUCUAUUUACUAUAUUUGCUUCUCCGCAAGGUGCAACCCAGGCAUAAGGCUGCCUCAAGUAUCCAGAGAAUCUUGUCAACAUUAACAUUAGCAGUAUUUCCCACACUCUAUUUUUUUAACUUCCUUUAUUAUACAGAAGCAGGAUCCAUGUUUUUUACUCUUUUUGCCUACUUGAUGUGUCUUUAUGGAAAUCAUAAAACUUCAGCCUUGCUUGGAUUUUGUGGCUUCAUGUUUCGUCAGACAAAUAUCAUCUGGACUAUCUUCUGCGCAGGAAAUGUCAUUGCACAAAAGUUGACUGAAGCUUGGAAAACCGAGCUACAAAAGAAGAAAGAAGAGAGGCUUCCCUCUAUUAAAGGACCAUUUUCAGAAUUCAGGAAAAUUCUUCAGUUCCUUUUGGCUUAUUCCAUGUCCUUUAAGAACUUGAGUAUGCUUUUCCUUUUGACUUGGCCCUACGUCCUUCUAAUGUUUCUGUUUUGUGCUUUUGUGGUAGUUAAUGGUGGAAUUGUUAUUGGUGACCGGAGUAGUCAUGAAGCCUGCCUACACUUUCCUCAGCUAUUCUACUUUUUCUCUUUUACUCUCUUUUUUUCCUUUCCUCACCUACUGUCUCUUAAGAAAAUCAGGUCUUUUCUUUGCUUAGUUUGGAAACGGAGAAUUCAGUUUUUUGUGAUUACUUUAGUCUCCAUAGUUUUAGUUUGGAAAUUUACUUAUGCUCAUAAAUACUUGCUAGCAGAUAAUAGACAUUAUACAUUCUAUGUGUGGAAAAGAGUUUUUCAAAGAUAUGAGAUUGUGAAAUAUUUGUUAGUUCCAGUUUAUAUAUUUGCCGGUUGGAGUAUCGCUGACUCAUUGAAAUCAAAGUCGAUAUUCUGGAAUUUAAUGUUUUUCAUAUGCUUAUUCACUGUUAUAGUACCUCAGAAACUGCUAGAAUUUCGUUACUUCAUUUUACCCUAUGUUAUUUAUAGGCUUAACAUACCUCUGCCACCUACAUCCAGACUUGUUUGUGAGCUGGGUUGCUAUGCAGUCGUGAAUUUCCUAACUUUUUAUAUCUUUCUGAAUAAGACUUUUCAGUGGCCGAAUAGUCAGGACAUUCAGAGGUUUAUGUGGUAAUAUCAGAAAUAUCUUGAACUCUAAAAAUAGACUUAUUAUUUAGACUAUUUCCGUAAUGAAAACUAAGUAGAAAUUUUGAAAUUUCUUUUAGGCACCAUGGUGAUCCGCAGAUCACAUCAGAUUUUUUGUGCUUUAAAUAUCAGAAAUAUGUAUUUUAAAUAUAUA